CACACACACAGAUAUCCAGUCUCUCUGUAUUUGUCUCCUCCGUCUCUUUCACAAGCUCUCACAUUGUCUCUGUUAUGGCAAUGGAGGAUGGAAUGGAGACUCUGACUAAAAGCGCUGUGCGCAUCAAAACAGUGAAAGAGAUAGGAGAGAGAAAAAGCAAAAGCAAGCAGAGCUGGUAAUAGUAGCGGCAAUCAGCAAACUAAAGCUUUACCUUCAGACUUUUGCAGACUAGAGAGAGAGAGAAAUUGAAAUUUAUCAACAAGAACUGACCUCUGUCUGAACGGUUCACCUAUUUGCUCGAGCUACUCAAUUAUCUUCUUCUUUGCUCGAGCUACUCACUGAUAUAACUGAUAGAGAGAAAGAGAGAGAGAGAGAUAUCUGUUCUCUCGUAAAAAGCUCAAUCUCAGGUUUCCGCUCUUCAGGAAUCCCUAGAUCCGGAUUCUGAACAGAUUGAUUAUUCCUUCUGAUGAUCAUCAACGAGUAGAGAGAUGGAAAAGCUUCGUGAGGGAAAGACACUUCCAAGGCAGUUACCUUUGGUACGCCAAGGCUCAAUUGCACGUAUAAACUCUGUUAAACUUGGUAGGAUUGAAUCCGAUUCAAAAAACUAUGAACUCAUGGAUUUCCAUGCGCCGGUUCGAAUGUGGAAAGGAAAAAACUCGCUGGAGGAGGAUGAUGAUGAUGAUGAAGACGAUCUCAUGUCUGAUAUUUUAGUAUACAAGAAGAGUAAAGAGGAGGAGGAUUUUCCUAGUUCAUUCUCUGGCGCCAGCCAUCCUUUAGAACCGGUUGAUACAGUUCUCAUGAGUCCAGUUUAUGUUCCAAUUAGUCAACAGAACAAAUCAGAUGCAAAAUGCUUGAUAAAGGGUCUCCCUCUGAAAGGUCCUUUCCUAGAAGAUCUUUCACUGCGAGUUCCUCCUGGACCUGGUACAGAGAGCAUUGAAGAAGAAGAGGAAGAAGAUGGACGAAAUAUUGAUAACAGUCAUCCGGAUUCUGAAGACAAGGAAUGUAUUUGGGAUGCUUCUCUACCUCCGAGUCCUCAUAGCAGCAUUGAUAGUAUUGGAGUUAGGGCUAUGAGCAUCGCCAAUAGCUGCGCCAGUACAUACAGGAGCGAUGGGGUUACGAGUGAUGGUAUGCUCAGUUUAGAUAGAAACUUCGAGUGUAUGAAAAGAGGAAGAGGAGGAGGAGGGAGUGGCAUUGGAGAUUCACUUGAGAGUGGGAAAACCAGUCUGAGUCGUGCUAGUGAUAGCAGUGGCCUUAGUGAUGAUAGUAACUGGAGUAGCAUAACUGGAGGUGCUAAUAAGCCACAUAAAGGAAACGAUCCUAGAUGGAAGGCUAUAAUGGCCAUCCGAUGUCGGGAUGGAAUUUUAGGGAUGCAUCAUUUUAAACUUCUCAAGCCACUUGGUUGUGGCGAUAUUGGUAAAGUCUACCUUUCGGAAUUGAGUGGUACUCGCUGUUUUUUUGCGAUGAAAGUUAUGGAUAAAUCUUCCCUUGCUAGUAGGAAGAAGCUCACCAGAGCUCAAACCGAAAGAGAGAUAUUGCAGUUACUUGACCAUCCUUUUUUACCCACUUUGUAUACUCACUUUGAGACUGACAGGUUUUCCUGUUUAGUUAUGGAGUAUUGUCCAGGUGGGGAUCUCCAUACCCUCAGGCAACGGCAGCCUGGGAAACACUUCUCCGAAUAUGCAGCUCGGUUUUAUGCUGCUGAGGUUCUUCUAGCGCUUGAAUACCUUCACAUGUUAGGAGUGAUAUACAGGGACCUAAAACCGGAAAAUGUCCUUGUAAGAGACGAUGGGCAUAUAAUGCUAUCGGACUUUGACCUUUCACUAAGGUGUGCAGUUUCCCCGACCCUAGUUAGAACCUCACAUAUCGGGGAUCCAUCCAAACGAGGCUUAAGUGGUGGUGCAUUCUGUGUCCAGCCGGUAGUAUGCAUGGAGCCAACAUCAGCCUGUAUUCAGCCAUCAUGCUUCAUUCCAAAAGUCUUUUCUCUGAAAAACAAGAACAAAACUCGAAAGACAAAGAUGGAGGCAGGAAUGAUGUACGGAAACACACUCCCGGAACUAGUGGCAGAACCAACCGCAGCCCGAUCAAUGUCUUUCGUGGGGACCCACGAGUAUCUAGCACCCGAAAUAAUAAAAGGAGAAGGACACGGAAGCGCGGUUGAUUGGUGGACGUUUGGUAUUUUCCUGCACGAACUCCUUUUCGGAAAAACACCGUUUAAAGGGUCAGGGAAUAGGGCCACACUGUUUAACGUCGUGGGACAACAACUUAAAUUCCCCGAGUCUCCAGCCACGAGUUACGCCAGCCGAGACCUGAUAAGAGGGUUACUGGUAAAGGAGCCGCAAAACAGACUCGGUGUGAAAAGGGGAGCUACUGAAAUAAAGCAGCACCCUUUUUUCGAAGGUGUGAAUUGGGCGCUUAUCAGAUGUAGUACACCUCCGGAGAUACCAAGGCCGGUUGAAUAUGAAUCGCCGGUGAGACAGUUUGGACCGCUCGAUGAUGCCUUUGUUGGCGGAAGUAAAAGGGUGACUAGUAACAGUAAUACUGCUCCUGCUGCUACUAGUGCGGUAACUAGUGCUACUAAUACAGGAAGUGAAAUGAAACCUGGAGGUAAAUAUCUGGAUUUCGAGUUCUUUUAAAUUUUUACCAUAGGGUGGGUGAUUGUGUUAUUAAUAUAUAUGUAUUCAUCUUCUUCUUUCAUUUCAUGUUUCACCUUGACAUUUUCUAUUGUAGUAGGUAAGAUGAAAAUGUUUUUUUUUUAGCUUUUAAUCAAAACAUCCUUGACAUUUUGGGGUGA
Molecule: messenger RNA, 2791 nt
Organism: Impatiens glandulifera
Lineage: Eukaryota; Viridiplantae; Streptophyta; Magnoliopsida; Ericales; Balsaminaceae
Product: serine/threonine-protein kinase D6PK-like
Exons: 3
Coding region: 489-2633 (714 amino acids)
Biological process (GO): protein phosphorylation
Cellular component (GO): nucleus; plasma membrane; cytoplasm
Molecular function (GO): ATP binding; protein serine/threonine kinase activity
Source: RefSeq, a predicted model, not a curated record